AUGGACCAUCACUCCGCCGAAAGCGACCAGUCCCAUGAUUUGAGCGACAAACUCGAGCAUGAUCCCAAGUUAAAGGAUUAUGACCUCGAGGGGGGACGUCGUUUGUCGCACGCCCGGGUAGCGGUCGACUCGUCCUCCACCUCUGAAAGUGUCGGUCGCCAAAUUGAGAUGGAAGCUGAGAAUGGCAUCAAGUAUCGCACAUGCAGCUGGCAAAAGACUGCCGCGCUACUCUUUUCGGAGUACAUCUGUCUGGCUAUGAUGUCCUUUCCCUGGUCGUACUCUGUCCUCGGUCUAGUGCCGGGUUUGAUUUUGACCAUUUUCAUCGCCGGUGUCGUCCUGUACACUUCGUUGACAAUUUGGAAAUUUUGUCUCCGACACCCGGAAAUUCGUGAUGUUUGUGAUAUCGGCCAAUAUCUAUUCUGGGAUUCCAAGUGGGCUUGGUGGUUCACUGCCGUCAUGUUCCUUCUGAACAACACUUUCAUCCAAGGCUUGCAUUGCGUGGUGGGGUCUGAAUACCUGAACACCAUCUCCAACCACGGAGCUUGUACGGUCGUCUUCGGUAUCAUUGUGGCGAUCAUCUCUUUCUUCGUCUCAUUACCACGUACUUUCGGUACCCUGGCUCACCUGGCAACUGUCUCUGCCUUCUUCACUUUCGUCUCCGUUCUUCUGGCCAUGAUCUUCAUUGGUAUUGAAGGCCACCCGGUGAAUUAUCCCGAGUACGGCGAACCCCAAGUUCUUGCUAUCCCGCCUAAGGGAACAAGCUUCGUCACUGGAAUGAGCGCUUUCUUGAACAUCAGCUAUACCUUCAUUGGCCAAAUCACCUUGCCCAGCUUCAUUGCUGAAAUGAAAGAGCCUCGCGAUUUCUGGAAGUCCGUCACUGCUGUGACCAUCGCCGAGAUUAUCUUGUUCAGCUUGGUCGGGUCCAUUAUGUAUGCCUACACCGGUUCACAGUCCGAAUACAUGAAAACACCGGCCUUCGGCUCCAUCUCCAAUGAGCUUUACAAGAAGAUUUCCUUCUCGUUCAUGAUCCCUACUCUCAUCUUCCUUGGUGUUCUUUACGCCUCCGUCUCGGCACGAUUUAUCUUCUUCAACAUCUUUGAGGGCACUCGUCACAAGACCCAAAACACCGUGGUGGGCUGGGCUUCUUGGGCCGGAAUCUUAGCCGUCCUAUGGGUUUGCGCUUGGAUUAUCUCCGAAGUCAUUCCAUUUUUCUCAGACCUGGAGUCUAUCAUGAGUUCCCUCUUUGAUUCCUUCUUCGGUUUCAUUUUCUGGGGUGUUGCAUAUAUCCGUAUGCGUAUAGCUGACGACGGCUACUCGUUCUACAAGGUUCGAGGCAUCCGUGGAUGGAUCGGUGCCAUCUUCAACGUCUUUUUGAUUCUCGUAGGAUUCUACUUCCUCGGCGCUGGUACUUAUGCCUCUGUCAUGUCUGUGGUUAUCAGCUACAGAGAGGGCUCAGUCGGCGGUGUAUUCACCUGUGCUUCCAACGGACUGUAA
Messenger RNA from Penicillium angulare, 1494 nucleotides. RefSeq names its product putative neutral amino acid permease. Gene Ontology annotation, cellular component: vacuolar membrane. Gene Ontology annotation, biological process: amino acid transmembrane transport. NCBI's taxonomy places the organism in Eukaryota, Fungi, Ascomycota, Eurotiomycetes, Eurotiales, Aspergillaceae. Gene Ontology annotation, molecular function: amino acid transmembrane transporter activity. The record is from RefSeq and is a predicted model, not a curated record. The transcript is spliced from 4 exons. Bases 1 to 1494 code for a protein of 497 amino acids.